Molecule: messenger RNA, 1515 nt
Organism: Ziziphus jujuba (common jujube)
Lineage: Eukaryota; Viridiplantae; Streptophyta; Magnoliopsida; Rosales; Rhamnaceae
Exons: 8
Coding region: 278-1057 (259 amino acids)
Source: RefSeq, a predicted model, not a curated record
AGCUUAAAGUCCACCAUAAAAACAAGCGGCAAUAUUAUACGAUAGCACCAACGGUCUUGAUUUCCAAGAGCAGAUAUCAAGUGUGUCCUCGUUCCCAGAUAAUCAUUAUUAUCGAGAAGCGCUUCCGGCUUGCCUGAGCUGCUUCCGCUUCCCUUCGUUGGCCGUGGAACGACGUCUGCGAAUUUCCUCUGAAGCAGAUCUUAUUAAUCAAUUUGUAAGCUUUGCUACCCCACUUCGCUUCUUUCAGCUCUCUUAUUUUACAGUGUAGCAAUUUGAGAUGGGUCACGAAGAUGAGGCUGCUGAAAUUGAUAGCUUGGAGAAAGGUCUGUUGUCAGAUACUGGUUCUCGUCAGGACAAUGGAGCUGAAGAUGAAUCAGUGCUCUAUACGGCAUCGUUUGAUGCGAUGGAAGAGAAAUUUGUCAAGUACCAAACAGCUCAAUGGGUUCUUUACUCUUUGCUUUUGAUAUUGGCUUGGGGAUUGGGCUUGUUUAUGUUGCUUUAUUUACCAGUUAGGAGAUACAUACUGCGCAAGGAUAUUAAAUCACGAAAGCUUUAUCUUACGCCAGACUCCAUUGUGUACAAGGUUACAAGGCCCGUCCCAUUUCCAUGUUUUGGGGUAUUGAAGAAAGAGAAGCAUAUUCUGUUACCUUCAGUAGCUGAUAUUGUUAUUGAACAAGCCUUGAAUGUGAUCUCAGGAUACCUACAGUCUCUUUUUGGCGUCUACUCACUUAGAAUAGAGAAUGUUGGUAUAAGAAGGCCACCGAGUGAUGAUGUUCAAAUCCAGGGAAUUGCAAAUCCAAGUGCUUUCAGAAAGGCUGUUUUGAUGCGCCUGUCAACUCUGAGGAAUGAGGCUUUCUCCAGACAAGUUUCCACAACUGAAGAUGUCCCAAGUUUGGCGCUGCAUAUGUCACCAUCAAAAUCUUUGAGGCAGGAUCCUUUAUCUCGUUCAGGAGAGCUAUUUUUACUGCAAAAGCUAGAGGAGGUUGGCAAUUCUGUCAAGAGAGUUCAGACCUUAAUUGAGAAGCAACGACCUCAAACAUCAGAGCUGAUAGAAUGAGCACGUAAAUUGAAAAAUGCACAGAUACAAGAUAUGGCAUAGUGUUCUUUCAUACUUAUUGAUGUAGCACUCUCAAAUCGAUACACUAUAUCUGCACAUUAUGAGCAAUUCAGGAGUUGACAAUCCCAAAAACGAUUCAUUGUUGGGUCCUAAUGAGUGAAAUUUGUUCCCGCUUUUUGGCUGCUGGGUGGUGCCAAGACUGAUUCCCCCAAUUCCAAUUGGUGGUCAUUUUGAUUUACUCGAUUGAAUUUGACCAUUUACAAGUAUAGAAAAGAGUAAUCCGUGUAAAUUUCUUCUCUUUUUUUUAUUUUUUUAUUUUUAUUUUUUGUUUUGUGGCUUUUGGCACCAAUGGCCCAUGCAGCACUAACACCAUUUGGAGCUUGUAAACGGUGCGACAUCGUCCAAAAUCUGUGACUUUUUAACUGCUAAAUUAUAUACUAGAAAAAGAAUUUUCAUUC